Molecule: messenger RNA, 1278 nt
Organism: Amblyraja radiata (thorny skate)
Lineage: Eukaryota; Metazoa; Chordata; Chondrichthyes; Rajiformes; Rajidae
Product: nuclear factor NF-kappa-B p105 subunit-like
Exons: 12
Coding region: 1-1263 (420 amino acids)
Biological process (GO): regulation of DNA-templated transcription
Cellular component (GO): cytoplasm; NF-kappaB p50/p65 complex
Molecular function (GO): DNA-binding transcription factor activity, RNA polymerase II-specific; RNA polymerase II cis-regulatory region sequence-specific DNA binding
Source: RefSeq, a predicted model, not a curated record
AUGGCAACAUGUGAUCCUUACAUUGAAAUCAUUGAAGAACCUAAGCAGCGUGGCUUUCGGUUUCGUUAUGGAUGUGAAGGACCAUCUCAUGGAGGUUUACCUGGGGUUUCAAGUGAAAAGAACAAUAAAACAUAUCCAGCCGUGAAGAUCCACAACUACACAGGGCCUGCCAGGGUUAUUGUACAGUUGGUUACCAGUGAUGAGCCGCCACUUCUGCACGUUCACAGCCUGGUAGGAAGACAAUGUAAAAAUGGGAUCUGUUUUGCUGAGAUAGAUUCCGAGGACAUGACCGCAAGCUUUCCCAACCUUGGAAUCCUUCAUGUUCCAAAGAAAGAUGUAGCAGCAAUUAUAGAAGAACAGCUGGUUAAGUCCUGGAUGUCAGAUCUCAAUGAUGAAAAUCCUUCACUUUCUGAUGAAGAUGGAGUGGAAUUGCAACAGAAUCAGUUGCAAAAAGAAGACAGAGAGAGAAUUCAUCACGAAGCCCAGAAGCAAACCAAAUACAUGGAUCUCAGUGUUGUUCGCCUGAUGUUUACUCCAUACCUUCCUGGAAGUGAUGGCAAGUUCACUCAUAGACUUAGCUCAGUCAUAUCGGGACCCAUUUAUGACAGCAAAGCACCCAAUGCAUCAAGUUUGAGAAUAGUACGAAUGGCCAAAACUGCCGGCAGUGUGGUGGGAGGGGAAGAAGUCUUUCUGCUGUGUGACAAAGUACAAAAAGAUGACAUUCAGGUCCGAUUCUUCCAGGAAGAUGAAAGUGGACACAUUUGGGAUGCAUUUGGAAAAUUUAGUGCUGCUGAUGUUCAUCGACAGUUUGCUAUAGUUUUCAAGACACCAAAAUAUUUUGACAUGCACAUCACCAAACCCAUCUCAGUGUUUGUUCAAUUACGAAGACGAUCAGAUGGUGAAACCAGUGAACCCAAGCCAUUUAUAUAUUACCCACACAAACAGGCAAAGAAAAAGAUUGAGAAGAAAUGGCAAAAGGUUUUGCCCAAUAGUCCAGAUCAUUAUGAGGAUACAGCAGGACAUGGGGUAAUCUAUCGUACUGGUCCUGGAGAAGAAAUGACAAUUUUAAAAAGACCUGAAUUCUUCAUAUCACCUUCCUACACAUACAGAGAUGACAGUAGAACAGGUUUACAGUUUUCUCAAGAUAAUGAUAUGCUGUCCUAUUUUCAUACAUUUGAGCUGCCAGGUUAUGGGGAAAUAAAAAAGCCAUUGGCUGUUUGCAAUCACGUGCUAACAGCCCAGGACACCAGGAAUAACAUGUAAAAACUCUAACAGGCU